This is a messenger RNA of Perkinsus marinus ATCC 50983, 958 nucleotides long. RefSeq lists its product as hypothetical. The record is from RefSeq and is a predicted model, not a curated record. The annotation marks the transcript as partial. The transcript has a single exon. NCBI's taxonomy places the organism in Eukaryota, Perkinsozoa, Perkinsida, Perkinsidae.
AUGUUUGGUCCCAUCUCUUUGAAGAGUAAAGGGUUGUUCAUGCCUGAUCCGAUUCAAGAGGAAAGGUUUGUUACUCAUGGUCUUGACUAUGACAACAUCGAUGAGAGCGAAUUGUGCGACUUCUGGCAGUGUUGGACACUGAGUCCGAUCAAGGCCGUUGAUAUUGUGAAUGCAGUUGAGGAGGUCCUCAAGGACCCGGUGUACGUCCUGGCUAUUGACUCAUCGAUUAUACGAGGAGCUCAUUGGCUCAGCCUCAUCCGCCCUAAGGUCCUUGUUAGGUUGCCAUUGGUACUCAGUAGUUCGCAGAGUAUUGAUAUCACUCAGCCAGAGGUGUCCAUAUCAUCGAUGGUCUCAGUACUGGUCGGAGGGGCUAAGCUGGCUCACUUGAAUGCCCUCUUGGUACGGUUGAAGCAUCACGAGUUGGUGGAGGCGGAUCCUAGGGUAGUUGAAAAGUAUAAAUGGUGUGGUAUGAAGCAGAGAGUACUAGAUCGUUUCCCUGCUGAUGCAUGGCCUACCUGUAGGUGGAUCGGUCCGGUAGAGAAGUUGUAUGUUGUGGCUCAAGUGGUAUUCGUAAGGGACCGCAGUGCUAUUAAGGAUAUUGUCAAGGACGCUCAUAUUUCGUGGCGCGCGGUCAGCGAUGUGGGACAGUGUCCGGGUCUAGCGGUGGCUCGUGGGGCUACAGCGGCCAGAGUGCUACUAUUCGAGGAUUCGAAGGUGUUAGAGAUGGCGUGGUAUGAGUUAAGCGCUUUGGCUCAAGAAGUGGCUACUAUGGUGGUCUCCUCUGCAUUGGAUUCUCCCUGGCCUUGUCAGAAGCCACCACCAGCCCCCCAAACUGGGACUACCUUCUCACACCGAUUCGAGAGGGAACCCUGGGUCCCGCUGUCGAGGCUAAGUUCCGUCUAUGCUGGCUCCGCUACGGGACCGUUGAUGGUUGAACAUUGGAAGGAUAAAGAACCGA